AUGGCGCGCCCACAUAACCAAGUUCUUCUUCUUGGAGACUCGCUACUGCAGCGAACAGCCGACCUGGACAAUGGCUUCUCAUUCCAGGCUCAGCUCCAAUCCAAAUGUAUUCGUCGUCUUGAUGUCAUCAACAGAGGACUCUCUGGGUGGACUACGAAAAAUGUCAAGAAGUAUUUGACCGAUAUCAUCCCGGAGCGCGAUAAUAAAACACACAAAAUCGAAUACUUGAUUAUAUUACUCGGAGCAAACGACGCUGUCUUGCCUGUUCCAGGUACGACCCAGCAUGUGCCCAUUGAUGACUACGAGAAGAACCUGGAGUAUAUUAUCAAUCAUCCACAUAUUAAGCAGCAUAAUCCGAAAAUUCUCUUGGUUACGCCGCCCCCGGUUGACGAGAUUAGAUCAGGGGAGCUUGAUAAAGCAGAUGGCUUCGAUGCAUCCAUUCGCGAGACCAACGUCAGCGCUGCAUAUUCCCAACGUGUACGGGAUAUUAGCGCUAGGUAUCCAGAUAUUAUCCUUGUAGAUCUCUGGAAGGGUAUCAUGGACAAAGCUAUCGAGCUCACACCUGAUGAUUAUACACCUGGUGGCCCAUGGCUCGGUAGUCUAGAAAACGGUAAUCGUGGAGGGCUGAGAUCCCUGAUACCUGAUGGUUUGCAUCUUAGCGGUGACGGCUACCGUGUCUUCUGGGAGCUUACCAAACCUCACAUUGGUUCGGAUUGGGUUCCUGGGGACAUGUCAGAAUGGGUGUAUCCCGCAUGGGGAAGAUUUGAUGCUGAUGGAAACAUCUAG
This is a messenger RNA of [Torrubiella] hemipterigena, 786 nucleotides long. The record is from the annotation of a GenBank genome assembly. NCBI's taxonomy places the organism in Eukaryota, Fungi, Ascomycota, Sordariomycetes, Hypocreales, Clavicipitaceae.